Molecule: messenger RNA, 414 nt
Organism: Durio zibethinus
Lineage: Eukaryota; Viridiplantae; Streptophyta; Magnoliopsida; Malvales; Malvaceae
Source: RefSeq, a predicted model, not a curated record
AUGUCCAUAAAAACUAGCCGUUUUAAUCUUCCAAUUAUAACACUAACCAUAUGCUUUGUAAUCGCCACUAUUGCAUGUCCCAUCAACGGCUUGGAAUCAAGGAAGCUUGAUGAGAACAGUGUACCAGGUGACCAAGGCGUCAAGUGUACCCCAUCAUGUGUACAAAGUCCUCCACCACCGUCGCCACCGCCACCAUGCCCUCCACCACCUUCACCACCGGCACUGCCACCACCUACACCAAAAAACCCGCCAACUCAAUACUGUCCACCACCACCUAUUCCGCCAUCCUUUAUCUACGUAACUGGUCCGCCAGGGGAACUGUACCCUGUUGAAAAUUUUUAUGGUGCAAGCCGGAAUCUCAAAGUGGGGUUAUUGGCUUUGGUUUCUGGAUUCUUGGUCCUUCUUGCUUUCUGA